CGUAAACAAAAGUAUUUUUUCAUCUUAAAAAUUAAAAUAUUAAGUUAAAAUGGCAGAUAGACUUACUCAAUUGCAAGACAUGGUUAAUCAGCAAGCGGAGAAUUUUUGCAACUCAAUCGGUGUCCUCCAACAAUGUUCUGUUCCAAGUAAAUUUACUGGAUUCGAAAGAUCUGGCUCUCAAACCCCUCAACAAAACAACAAUCAGGAAGAUUAUGCUCAACUAUUUGCUACUAUAAUCACAAGGUGUGCAAAAGACAUCGAUCAACUGAUAGAUUCCCUUCCAAAUGAUGAAAGCUCUCCAGAAUUGCAAGUACAAAGUUUACAGAUGCUAGAAGAAGAGAAUCGACUCGAGGCUGAACGUUUAGAGGAAGUAGUAAAGAAGGGAGAAGAAUUGCUGGAAAAAAUCCAAACCGUUCUUAGUGAUAUAGCCAAGCAUAUGAUACAACCUGAUUAAAUCUCAAUAAACAAGGAAUUUUGAUAUG
Messenger RNA from Chironomus riparius, 482 nucleotides. NCBI's taxonomy places the organism in Eukaryota, Metazoa, Arthropoda, Insecta, Diptera, Chironomidae. The record is from the annotation of a GenBank genome assembly.